Pocillopora damicornis (cauliflower coral) is the source of this 3994-nucleotide messenger RNA. Its product is annotated as transformation/transcription domain-associated protein. Lineage: Eukaryota; Metazoa; Cnidaria; Anthozoa; Scleractinia; Pocilloporidae. Gene Ontology annotation, cellular component: SAGA complex; NuA4 histone acetyltransferase complex; nucleus. Gene Ontology annotation, molecular function: protein binding. Gene Ontology annotation, biological process: DNA repair; regulation of DNA-templated transcription. The record is from RefSeq and is a predicted model, not a curated record.
UUCUCUUCAGGUGAUGAGCAAGGCCCGUGAGGAACAUAACCGCGGCCCAGCUAAUCCGCAACUAACAUCAGAGUACAAUCUGUGGGAGGAGCACUGGGUCAGUUGUUCUAAAGAGCUCGGUCAAUGGGAUUUGCUGAUGGAGUUCGGAAAGACUAAGGGCCACACUAAUCCUUUCCUGGUUCUAGAGAGUGCAUGGAGAGUCCCUGAGUGGCAAUCAAUGAAAGAAGCUCUUGCACAGGUUGAAGUCAACUUCCCGGAAUCAAUCGCGUACAAGUUGAACUUAUAUCGAGGUUACAUAGCUAUUUGCCAUCCGGAUGAACAACACCUUAACAUGGUCGACAAACUUGUAGAGCAUUCCACAACUCAAGCAAUUCGCCAGUGGAGACGCUUACCUCCGAUUAUUUCACAGCAACACAUUCCACUCCUACAGGCGGCGCAACAAAUUAUGGAGCUUCAAGAAGCUGCUCAGAUUCACACGGGUCUACAACCGCCGAAUGUUGGACGAUCGACUAGUCUACAUGAUAUGAAGGCUAUUGUGAAAACAUGGCGUAAUCGCCUCCCCAUGCCGUCGGACAAUUUAUCUCACUGGAGUGACAUCUUUAUGUGGAGACAUCAUCACUAUCAGGCAAUUGUAGCAGCUUAUGAAAGUCAAGCGCAACAUGAACAGGGUUACAUAGCCAGGAAACAAGGCCUCACUGGAGUGUGUUUGGACUCGCUCAGCAGGAUUCACACUAUUCCCAGUGUUCCUAUCGUGGAUUGUUUCCAGAAGAUUAGACAGCAGGUGAAGUGUUAUCUGCAGAUGGCUGGCGGAAUGGGAAAACAAGAGUUGCAAGAGGGCCUUGAGGUCAUCGAGUCUACAAAUUUGAAAUACUUUUCCAAGGAAAUGACUGCAGAGUUCUUUGCUCUCAAAGGAAUGUUCCUCGCUUACAUUGGAAGGUCUGAAGAUGCUAACAAAGCUUUCUCGCAAGCGGUUCAGAUGCAGGACUCGCUUGUGAAAGCCUGGGCACUAUGGGGUGACUACCUUGAUGGUCUUUUUGUUCUAGAGAGGAACAUACAGCUUGGUGUAUCCGCCAUUGUUUGUUAUCUUCACGCCUGCAGACACCAAAACGAGGCCAAGUGCCGCAAGUAUUUGGCGCGAACAAUUUGGUUGAUGACGUAUGAUGACGAAAAGGGCUCGAUCGCUGAAGCAGUCGACAAAUAUUGUGUCGGUGUCCCCCCGGUUCACUGGCUUCCCUGGAUUCCCCAGCUGCUCACGUGUUUGGUUCGACGUGAAGGUCAAAAGAUAUUAAACCUUCUGUGUAAUAUUGGUCGAGUUUAUCCUCAGGCCAUGUACUUUCCAAUUAGAACCUUGUAUCUUACCUGCAAGAUUGAGCAACGGGAGAGACAUAAAAUGGAGGCAGCGAACAUAACAACCCAGCGGUCUUCUACUUCAGGCAGCAACAGUACCGCCUCCUCAGAAUCACAAAACGCGUCUUCAGCUACCCCUAAAACCAGUGCAACCGGUUCAGAAACAGGACAGACUGGUAUCACAGCCUCGUCAACGAGUAAAAGUUCUGGUUCAACGCCAACAAGCGCUGCACCAGAAAAUGCGGCAAGUUCAACAGCCACACCGACAACGCCAUCAACACCCACCCCGAUGCCCACAACAACUACCUCUGAACAGGCUACAGCUUCGACUGCAGGCUCAGCGACCACUUCUACAACUGCCGGCUCCACGACACCAACUACAGCUUCAACACCAACUAGCAGUCAUAGUGACCCAGGGGCGAUAAGAGCCACGGCCCAGAUGUGGCGCUGUAGUAAGAUAAUGCACUUUUUGAGGGAUCUACAUCCAACUCUCCUCUCAGCCCUCGAAGGAGUAGUAGAUCAGAUGGUUUGGUUCCGUGAAGGUUGGCCUGAGGAAGUAUUAAGGCAGCUGCGCCAAGGACUCAUAAAGUGUUAUCAAGUCGCGUUUGAAACAAGAAGCGAUGUUGCAGCUGCCCGAAUCACACCACACACACUGAGCUUUGUGAAGAAAUUAGUCAGCACAUUCGGAAUCGGAUUUGAAUCGGCCUCGAGUGUAUCAAGCACUUUUUCAUCAGCUGCAUCUGAGUCCUUGGCGAGAAGGGCCCAAGCCACGGCUGAAGAUCCAGUAUUUCAGAGGCUGAAGGAACAGUUCGCUGUUGAUUUCGACUUCACUCAACCAGGGUCCAUGGUUCUUCACACUUUGAUCGGUAAACUGAAGAAAUGGAUCAAGACUCUGGAAGAAAGAGCAAAACUUCUCCCAAGCUCUUUUCUUUUGGAGGAGAGAUGUCGAUUCCUCAGUAAUUUCACGACCUCUACAGCAGAAGUGGAGCUUCCUGGCGAGUUUUUGAUGCCCAAGCUCAACACGCAUAGUCCAUACUAUAUUAGGAUCGCUCGCUUUAUGCCGCGGGUUGAGCUCGUUCAAAAGCACAACUUUUCUGCUCGGCGCCUUUACAUCCGGGGUAAUAAUGGCAAGAUCUAUCCAUACCUGGUAGUGAACGAUGCGUGCAUGACGGAAUCGAGAAGGGAAGAGAGAAUUCUUCAACUGUUGAGGCUCCUAAAUCUUUAUUUAGAGAAGAGAAAGGAGUCCUGCAAAAGACACCUGUUAUUUACGGUACCGCGUGUUGUAGCUGUAUCACCUCAAAUGCGACUCAUAGAGGACAAUCCGUCUUUCAUUUCUCUAAGGGAGAUCCUAACUGACCGUUGUGACAAGAAACACGUGGAGUCUGACGCACCAAUCGCGUUGUAUUACGAGCGCCUCGCUUCUGUCCAGUCACGUGGCUGUCAGGUGACUCACCAGGUUCUAAAGGACAUUCUCAGAGAGGUGCAGCUCACACUGGUGCCAGAAGUCCUUCUCAAAGAAUGGGCCCAGUACACGUAUCAGGAUCCCUCUGAUUAUUGGACCUUCAGGAAACAGCUUUGCAUUCAACUCGCUCUCUCUGGUUUUGCUGAGUUCACUCUGCAUCUUACAAGACUGGGACCAGAAAUGCUCCAAAUUGCGCAGGACUCGGGCCGACUAACUGUCUCUUACAGCCGCUUUGAGCUGGACGACACAAAAGGCGAACUGGACGCGAACCGUCCCGUACCUUUCCGACUAACUCCGAACAUUGCCGAGUUCGUUACGCCGGUCGGUGUGAAUGGAGUGAUGACGGCAGCGAUGGUGUCAGCGGCGCGGUGUUUAGCUGAGCCUCAUUUCAGUGUUCAGAGUAUCUUGAAAGCUGUGUUGCGAGACGAGAUUAUUGCUUGGCAUAAAAAGGAACAAGACGAGGCCCACACCUUUCCCCUGAGUAACCCACCGACUGAUAUGGACAGCGAGCUGUUAAUUACACUAGUGAACGCAGCUGUGAAGGCCAUUACCACUAGACUACAGAACUUGGCACAAUACGAGGGAGGGGAGACUAAGGUGACAACUCUGAUAGCAGCGGCCACUAGCCCUGAUAAUUUAUGCCGCAUGGAUCCAGCAUGGCACCCGUGGCUCUAGAACACUUUAUCCUUCUAGUCCAUGGCGAAAAAGGAAAAAGGCAUAUACGGUUGUGAUUUCAGUUUAUCAGGAGUAAUAUUUAAGAACAUUUCCUCAGAAUUGUCUUGUUUCUCUGAACACCUCAGAGAUGUUUUUGUCCUUAUUAACAGUAACCAUUUGGUUUCAAGGCAUUUUCUGGUCAAAAUGCUCACUUAGUUUUCACGUCAUUGUUUCUUCAAAUACUUCGCUUUCCACAUUAGAUUUGUGUCUGAGCAGCAAGGUUUGUAUUGAUCAUACAUAUUUUAGGUCGGUAAAAUUUUUAUAGUUACGUUCAACUGCUCUGACUGAAUAACUUAACACCCUUAACUACAUAGAGAUCUCAUGUAUUAACUUUAGCAUGACAGUCGAAUUGUCCAAGAACUAACAUGGAAUCACGCAAAAGUUGUGCAAAAGUUGUGAAGAAGACUAAUUAUUAGUAGCUUAUCUCAUGUUAGGAUCUUGCAAAUCAUGUAGAAGCAGUAUUGUAAUUUA